This is a messenger RNA of Diospyros lotus (date-plum), 1294 nucleotides long. RefSeq names its product protein SCO1 homolog 2, mitochondrial. Gene Ontology annotation, biological process: mitochondrial respiratory chain complex IV assembly. The transcript has 7 exons. Bases 291 to 1088 code for a protein of 265 amino acids. NCBI's taxonomy places the organism in Eukaryota, Viridiplantae, Streptophyta, Magnoliopsida, Ericales, Ebenaceae. The record is from RefSeq and is a predicted model, not a curated record.
UCAAAAGGUUUAUACUUUUGAGGAGACGACUGCAGUCCCGUUCUUGGAAGAUAAGGAACCACAACGGCGCCGCUGUCGUCGUUGGCUAACCUCAGCGCAGUAUACCCAGACCCAGUGCAGCUCCAACUGCCCCGAAAUGUUAGCUAAACCCUGUCUCCGUGGUUCUUGUGGGCGGCUCGUUAUAGAAAGAAAACGUUGAAAUGGUUGUGUUUCUUUUCUCGUCCGAUCGAUUUCUGAGAUACCCAUCUGCGAUUUAGCCUUAGAUUUUAUGGUUCCCAUCCCUAAAAGUUAUGCCUGUGUCAAGGUUUCUUUUGUUCUCCCUAAAGAACAGCUCGGCGGCAUCUCUGAACCCGUUCAGACGGUUUGUCCCAUCUAAGAGAUUUCAUUCUUCCAGUUAUUUGAGGUCAGCGAGAAGGCCAGACGGUCCUCCCCUAUUACCUGAGAAAACACCAAGUUCUCAUUCAUGGAGUACUUAUAUAGUUCCAACUGCUUUGCUAGGUGGGAUUGGAGGAGUGGCAUUUUUUCUUCACUAUAAUGAUGAGAGACGGGCAGUUUUGAAAGGUCAAGGUGUAAACAUUGCCAGAAGUGCCAUCGAGGGGCCCAUAAUUGGUGGCCCUUUCACUUUGAUAGAUACAGAGGGUCGGUUAGUCACUGAACGCAACCUUAUGGGAAACUGGGUUCUUCUCUACUUUGGUUACACUUCAUCUCCGGACGUUGGGCCCGCAGAAGUUGAAAAAAUGGCCAAAGUAAUUGACAGAUUAGAAUCAAAACAGAACCUCAAGGUCCUACCUGUAUUUGUUACAAUUGAUCCUCAGCGUGAUACUCCACCGCAACUACGUGCUUAUCUAAGAGAGUUCGACUCCAGAAUAAUUGGACUAACCGGACCUGUUGCUGCCAUUAGACAGAUGGCCCAGGAGUACCGGGUGUACUUCAAGAAGGUUGAAGAAGAAGGGGACGAUUAUCUAGUGGAAUCUUCGCAUAACAUGUAUCUGGUGAACCCGAACAUGGAGGCUGUGAGAUGCUUUGGAGUCGAAUACAGUGCAGACGACCUGUCGGAGGCCAUACUCAAGGAGCAGAAGAAAGGGUGAAUUCAAUAGGCCACAAGAUCUGAGUCUGAGACAUUUGAGUCGACAUUUUUAUUUUGCCAACUCAUCAAUCUGCUCAAAAUUUCAUGAGUGUUUCUUCAGGGCGAAUUCAAACGUUAUUGUUCACCAUUUGGUGUUGGAUUUUUUAGAUUUGGAGCAGAAUAGAUUUUGCAAUUGAAGAAAUAAAACCCCUCUUCAUGUUCUUGGUC